AUGGAGAACACUGCGGAGAAACCAAGCGGCAACAAGGCCACCAUCGUCAAGAACACGGCUCAGCUCUCCAGGAUCCCACGUCAUAUCAGUCAUCCACUCAAGGAGGAGCAAGAGGAGGAACUACAACAGGCAAAUGCGGAGAACACUGCGGAGAACACUACGGAGAACACUGCGGAGAAACCAAGCGGCAACAAGGCCACCAUCGUCAAGAACACGGCUCAGCUCUCCAAGAUCCCACGUCAAAUCAUCACUCAGCAAGCGGAGAACACCACUGCAACUUGGCCUAUCAUCCCCACUGCAUUAAUAUGGUACAUCACUGCAAUAACGUUAUAA
Messenger RNA from Letharia columbiana, 333 nucleotides. RefSeq lists its product as uncharacterized. The coding region runs from base 1 to 333 and encodes 110 amino acids. The transcript is spliced from 2 exons. The record is from RefSeq and is a predicted model, not a curated record. NCBI's taxonomy places the organism in Eukaryota, Fungi, Ascomycota, Lecanoromycetes, Lecanorales, Parmeliaceae.